UAAGCUCCAGUUCCAGUAGUAGGCCAACAGCAGAAACUAUUCCUGUGCUGUUCCAGCUAAAUUUUUUUUUUGGAUUUGCUAAAAGAGUAUUAUAAUUAGGAUUAGAAAGGCAUAAUUGCCAUACCCAAUUAGCAUUCACUACACAGUACUACUUUACUUGGUCAGUUUACCUUCUGCUAAAGACAACAAACAGCACAUCAAACACUUCUCCCUCUCCCCACUGCACUACUGCUCUCUCUCUCGCACUCCCUCUGUUAAGACCUCUAGCCCACCAUUUUCACAACCAAACAAACACACCUCCAUUGAUUUUAUUUUUCUUUUCCUUCUGUUUCUUGCCAACCCAUCUCCACAGGAAAGGAGGAAAGAAAAGAAAACUAUCAAAUCUUGCAUUAUUUUCCAUAACCAUGACCAUAAAACCCAAGUAAAAAACAAAGGAAAUGGACACAGAUAGACCCCAUCAUCGUAGCAACAGCAGUAACAAUAGUAGUAGCAGUAGUAAUAGCACAAGUGAGCUCUUUAUUUGCUUCACAUCUCGUCUCUCUUCUUCUUCCUCCAUGAAGAUCUCUUCUAAAUCUAUUCUCAGCCCUGGUCGUUCAAGGGAGCCAACAUCUCAAAUCUCACUCUCUAACUCUCUCAGUAGAAGAUUAAGGACUAACGGUAGCAUGAAAGGUGGUCAAGCUUCUCCUAUGUUUCCUACUAACAAUAGUGGCAAGAAAAGAGGUUCUUUUGAAAAUCCUGAACCCUCUUCACCAAAAGUUACUUGUAUUGGUCAAGUUAGAGUCAAGACCAAGAAACAAGGCAGGAAAAUGAGAAGUUCAAGAUCUCAAAGGAGGGGAGGAGGUGAGGUAAGUUUUAGAAGAGUAGACCAAACUAACAACAGCAAUAACACUGGUAAUAAUUUUCAAGUGAGUAGCAGUACACAUCAAGAUUUUAGCCAUACCCAUCAAGGAAACAAUCAACCAGAGUGUUUGCCACAUAGAAAUCAGAGAUGGGUACAUUUGCCUUUAACAAUAUGUGAAGCUUUAAGGGCAUUUGGUGCUGAGUUUAAUUGCUUUCUUCCUUGUCGCUCGUCAUGUAUGGCAAGUGAGAAAGAGAAACAAGAAAAGGCUGCUGCUGGCGGUGGCGGUGGCGGUGGUGGAUCUAGUGAGGGAAGUUCUUGCGGAGCAGUGUUCGCAAGGUGGUUAAUGGCUGUGCAAGAAGGUGAUGAUCGAAAGAGAAGAGAGAUAGAGCUAGUGGUUGGAGAAGAAGUAGAAGAAGAGGAAGAAGAAGAAGAAGAAGAAGAUUUUACAGAGAGGAGGAGGAGCUAUAGGAGACAUGUUUUUGAAGAGAUUGAAUUUAAUGAAGAGAAGUUUGGAGUAGGAAAUGAGAGUAUACAGGAUGAGGAAGCUGCAAGAGUCAGUAUUUGUAUCCCACCAAAGAAUGCUUUGUUAUUGAUGAGGUGUAGAUCUGAUCCUGUUAAAAUGGCUGCUCUUGCUAAUAAAUUCUGGGAAGCACCUGCUCCUAAUAAUGAGAAUCAGGAAGCUGACGAUAAUGAUGUAAAUGAGGAGAAAGAAGAAGAGAAGAAGGGCAGUAAUAUUCAUAAUAAUGUAGAAGUUGGAGAUGGUGAUGUUGAACUUGGGAAAGUAAAAGCUGAUGAAGAAAUGGAGCAAACAGAGGAUUUGGUUGAGGAAAAGUUGGUUUCUUGUCAAGCUCAUGAAAGUGAAGUCGCUUUUGAGGACCAAGAUGGAAAAAAUUACCAAGAUACAGCAACAGAUACUGAUGGUUUAGAAACGACAGCAGAUAUUGAUGAAACAAAUUUACUGCAGCAAACAGAAUUGGCGCAAGAAACUCUUGCGGGUGUUUCUUCUUCCAUUAAUGAAGCAACUGAAGAUCCACACAAGUUAAAGAUUGAAGAAAAUGAAGAUAACGAUAAUCAUAUGUACGAAGAAAAUGAAAAUGGAUAUGAAGAUGAAGAAGAUAAUAUCGAGAAGAUAAGUUCAGUACGUCUGUCCGUACAUCAAGAAUCUGAAGAAGCAAUCCAAGAAUUAAAAUCAGCAGCUGAAGAAGAAGAAGAAGAAGAAGAAGAAGGAGAAGGAGAAGGAGAAGGAGAAGGGCAAGGAUUGGCAAUUCAAGAAUCAAAGGAAGAGAAAGAGACCACAGAAGAAAAGACCUUCAGUCAAGAACAGGGAACAGUGACUACCCGUGAAAGAUCCGAAUCCAAACAUGUCGAAGACCCGAAAACCCAAGUAGAAGAAACGGGUACGAAGUCAAAGGAAAGAGAAAAUCAACAACCAUUACUACCAGAUUGCUUGCUGUUAAUGAUGUGUGAGCCCAAGCUGUCAAUGGAGGUAUCCAAGGAAACAUGGGUCUGCAGUACGGACUUCAUCAGAUGGUUACCAGAACAUUCAAGGCCUCCUCAGGUCAAGAAAAGGGACGGUGGAGAUCAACCCAAGAAAAGAAUCAGCAUUGACAAUAAUCCUCCUUCAGUGCAGGGUAACCCACCACAGCAGCCACCUAGGUCUUCUUGUUCGUAUCCAGCUAAGCCGCCGUCUCGUGCAGCCGGCGCUGAGUCCAUGACUACAGCUAUAGAGAGGAAGCUGGUUGGAACCACCAAGGCGUAUGAGCCAUUUGUUCUUACUCGAUGCAAGUCAGAGCCGAUGAGGUCCGCCGCCAAGCUUGCACCUGAGCCUUGUUUCUGGAAAAACAGGCAGCUCGAGCCGCAUCGUCCGGCUACACUCGGGGUAGGCGCGGCUGGGGUUGGGUUUUAAUUGGGGAGUUAGACUUUUUAGAAGAAAAUACAAGGCGUGGUAAAGUUUGUACUAGUAAAACUGUAGUUUUUGUAGUCUGUUUCAUAGUGAUUUUACUGCUGUGGCAUCCUUGUAAAUCUUAUUUUCGUUAUAUUUUUAGCAAAUUUUUUUAUCUUUAUUUAA
Ricinus communis (castor bean) is the source of this 2909-nucleotide messenger RNA. RefSeq names its product eukaryotic translation initiation factor 5B. The record is from RefSeq and is a predicted model, not a curated record. Lineage: Eukaryota; Viridiplantae; Streptophyta; Magnoliopsida; Malpighiales; Euphorbiaceae. The transcript has a single exon. Bases 438 to 2747 code for a protein of 769 amino acids.